AUGAAGCUCAUCACUGCUGCAGCGAUCCUCGCUUGGGCCUCGGAGCGCACCGCGGCUGCCACGGCCGGGGUCCAGAGCCCCCAAAGCGCUUGUUGCACAGCGCUGGCCAAGGACAAGAACCUCGUGGGCAAGAUCAUCAAUCCCACAAAUGCCCUCUACAGCCAGCGUCUUGACACGUACUACUCCGCCAACGCGGCUCAGGAGCCAUGGUGCAUGGUGCUGCCCCUGGGCACCGCCGAUGUAGCUGCCACCGUGAAGAUCCUGACGAAGAACCAGUGUCCCUUUGGCAUGAGGAGUGGUGCUCACUCCGCCUGGGCAGGGUCCAACGGCAUCAAGGACGGAGUGACUAUUGACUUUGCGUACAUGAACACGACGACCUACAACAAGGCAGCAGGAACUGCUUCCAUCCAGCCUGCCGUUGGCGGUCGGGCAUCUGUUGUCGGUGUUGGCGGCUUCACGACCGGCGGCGGUUACUCCUUCCACUCCAACUCUGAGGGGUUCGCCUGCGACGCUGUUGCCAACUUUGAGGUUGUCCUCGCCGAUGGCAGGGUGGUCAACGCCAACGCCAAACAAAACGCCGACCUCUGGAAGGCUCUCAAAGGUGGUUCGGGCAACUUUGGCCUCGUCACGCGUAUUGACCAAUACGUUGUCGACUCAAACUUGAUGUGGGGAGGUCUCAGCACGUACGACACGAGCAAACGCGAUGAGCUCUUCAACGCAUAUUUGAACUUUGGCAACAACAUGGACAAGGACCUCGCCAGCCAGAACAUCAUUGCAAUGAUCUACAACUCUGCAGGGUUCAUUUUUGUGUCCGUUUUGAGCAACAUCGAUGCCAUUGAUAACGCGCCCGCUUUCAACGAGUAUCGCGUCAUCCAGAACACGUCAAGCACGGCCCGCAUCGCCCCCGUCGCUCAGCUCGUUCCCGACUUCACCGGCCCGACUCCUCUCGGACUCUAUGCAAGCUGGAUGAAUGGCAUGACGACACAUGAGCUCCAUGUCAUGGAGUUCAUCCAACAGGCGCAUCAAGAAUACGUCGGCAAGAUGAAGGCAGCCGCUCCGAGCUCCAACUUUGAAGUGCUGCUACAGUUCCAGCCCGUGACGCAGUCGAUUGUCAACCACAGUGUCCGCAAGGGUGGCAACGUCCUCGGUCUCGAGACCAUCGUCAAGGACGGCCCGGUUCUAAUGUGGCUGAUUGCUCUCACCGUUGACACGCCUGCGAACCAGGAGAAGAUCCUGCCCAUUUGCCUUCAGCUCCGUGAUGCAAUAAACGCCUAUGCCGACAAGACUGGUUCGCAGAAGAACUGGGAAUUCCUCAACUAUUCCUUCAGCGACCAGGACCCUAUCUCCAGGUACGGCGCGAAGAAUAUUGCACACGUCAAGGCUGCGUCCAAGAAGUACGAUCCCAAGGGUGUCUUCCAGAAGCUGCGCCGUACUGGAUUUAAGCUGCCCGCCUGA
Molecule: messenger RNA, 1455 nt
Organism: Verticillium alfalfae VaMs.102
Lineage: Eukaryota; Fungi; Ascomycota; Sordariomycetes; Glomerellales; Plectosphaerellaceae
Product: FAD binding domain-containing protein
Exons: 7
Coding region: 1-1455 (484 amino acids)
Molecular function (GO): flavin adenine dinucleotide binding
Source: RefSeq, a predicted model, not a curated record